Molecule: messenger RNA, 1642 nt
Organism: Schizosaccharomyces cryophilus OY26
Lineage: Eukaryota; Fungi; Ascomycota; Schizosaccharomycetes; Schizosaccharomycetales; Schizosaccharomycetaceae
Product: thiamine pyrophosphate transporter
Exons: 3
Coding region: 417-1256 (279 amino acids)
Biological process (GO): thiamine pyrophosphate transmembrane transport
Cellular component (GO): mitochondrial inner membrane
Molecular function (GO): thiamine transmembrane transporter activity
Source: RefSeq, a predicted model, not a curated record
GUUUGACUUUUAUUUUAGAACAUGAAGGCAUCUUGUAAACAAUAAUUAUUUAAGAGCAUAUGCUUUGUUGGAUACUUCUUGAGAACAUAUGAGUACACCACAACUGUUUACGAAAGAUUUUUUUUCCUUUUGUUUGUUCAGUGUCAGGAGAGCAAAUAAAAAAUAAAAGUAUAAUCAUUCUUUACAAUCGUCAAGCAUUAAACUAGUUACACCGUGCACGACUUGGCAUGGAAUUCGUAACACCAAUUUAACUAACAACAAAACUGGCUGCUCUAAACACAAAGAAACAGCAACUUCCCUGUAUGUCGGGUUUGUGCUGCUUUGAAAAGAAAAAAUAGAAAUUUACAAAAGCUUUUCCGACGCGAUACCUUGAUUGAAAUCGAUUUUGAUUUGAAUGUGCCUUUCGUAAACCAGGAAUGGCCAAAUCUGAUGCAACGGAGUUCCACCAACCAGCUUGGCAUUAUACCUUUGCCGGUGGGCUCGCGUCAGUUAUAUGCAGAUUUACGAUUGCGCCCUUUGAUGUCUUGAAAAUUAGAAUGCAAGUCUCCCAUUCAUCAUUGCUUCAGGUGCUAAAAACAACUCUUCAUAAUGAAGGUUAUCGAGCUCUUUGGAGGGGGAAUGUUUCGGCAGAGCUUCUAUACUUAAUUUAUGGUAGUACCGAGUUUGUUGUGUUUUCAAAAAGUCGGGCUUUUACAGAAAACUUACAGGCUAAUAAACACAUCUUGAACUUUUUAAGUGGAGCCUUCGCCGGUUCUUGUGCUACCGUAGUCUCCUACCCGUUUGAUACUCUACGAACUCAGUUUGCAACUUCUAAAAAGUCACCACGUUUCAUGGACACUAUCAAAAAUAUCCUUCGAUCUCAAGGAAUACAAGGAUUUUUUCCCGGCCUGAAGGCUUCUUUAUACCAAAUCGGUCCCCAUGUGGGUCUUUUUUUCAUGGCUUACAAGUCCAUCUAUGCAUCUAUGUCUCCCUUAGGAAUAGCAGCUAGCUCUUCUUUGAGCGGAGUAUUGGCUGGUGUUACCACGAAGGCUAUGUUGUUCCCCGUCGACACUGUCGUAAAAAACAUGCAAGUUUCUAUCGUGCGACAGUCCUCGUUUGUACAGUGUUUCAACACCAUCCUGCGUGAUUCCGGAGCUCGUGGUUUUUACCGCGGCUUACCAAUUAGCAUUGCCAAAGUGGCUCCCGGAAGAGCAAUAACAAUGCUUAUUUACGAAGAGACUCUACGAACCCUAAACACAGUUUCGUCCGAAACAUAAGAUGCUAAAAGAUAGAUGACCCCAUUGUUACCUUUGUCUAAGAUAGAAGUUGUUAAUUCUCUCUUGUUGUAAGACGGAUUCAAUCUUGAUUGCGGUGAAGGAUUUUACAGAUAUGAAGCCCUUAACUGAGUUGGGCGUAUGAAUGUUAAUUUCCAGUGUUCUUUCCUUUUUCUCAUGAGCCUAUCGUUAUGAAGAAGCUAUUUUUUUAGUUCACAAAUUCUUGAAUAGAUUUACGUUAGAAUUUAGCAAUGCAGAUUGCCAUUUAAACUAGGAUAAGUGUCCCACAAGUGCAAAGCCAACAAAACAAAAGCUUUUUCACAAUGAGUACAGGUUUUUGGUAUACAAUUACUAAUUAGAAAUUACUAUCUUGUCAGAUUAUACUAGAC